AUGAAUUCAAUUAAAAAAAAUCAAAUUUUAAAUAGAACUCUUAAUAGUCAUACUAAAACAUCAAUUAUUAGUAUGGAUGAAGAUCAGUCAAUCAUCCUUUCACCAAAAUUAUCAACUUCCUCUUCUUCGUCGUCAUCAUCUUCAUCUUCAUCAUCAAAUAUAACAAAUAUUACAUCAAAUAUAAUUCAAAAUCAACAUAUUGGUAAUAAUGUUAAACAAAAUAUUCAAUUAGUUGAACAUUUAAAGCAAUUUAACACAGUUUUUGAAGAAAAAGGGUUCAUUGUUCGAGAACAAAUUGAUAAUAAAUUUAAUGAAAUUAUUAUUUCAAUGAAUCAGGUUAAAAAUCAAAUUUUAGAGUCGAUGGAUAACACAGAUUUAUUAUACGAUUUAUCAUCACCAAUCAAUAACCUUCAAAUUAAUAAUAAUAAUAAAUCAAAAAUAAUUUUUAAUAAUAAUGAAGAAAAAAUUAAUCAGUUGUUUUGUAAUAAUACAUUUAAUAAAUAUAUCAUGCCAGUUGUCAGCAACCCAAUUAAAUUAAAAUAUAGACAAAUGUUAAUUGAACAACAAGAGUUUAAUGAAAAGCAUAACCAACAAAAACAUUUAAGUGAUUUACAAAAAGCACAUGAACAACAACAAUAUGAAUUACUUAGACAACAAGAGAACCAAAGACAACAAGAGCAUUCACAAACUCAACAAGAAUUACAAAGAGAAAAACAAUUGUUAAAAGAUCAACAAGAGCAAUUAAGACAACAACAAUCUCAAACUAAACAACAACAAGAUCAAAUUAAGAAUCAAUUAAAGAAAAUGGAGCUCUCUAUUAAGCAACAGCAAGAACAAGAGAUAAAAAUGCACAAUGACCAAUUAGAAAGAAAGCAUAGAGAACAAUUAGAUAAAGAGCAUGGCAAAUUAUUAAUGGAACAAUCGGCAUUGAAAGAAAAGCUCUUUAACGAUUACCAAAAACAAUUGAAUGAUUUGCAAAAAGAACAACAAUCAAAACAACAAGAACUAAUCUCUCAAAAGGAACAAUUACAAAAACAAUUAGAUGAUUUAAAGGAUCAACAAAAUCAAUUCCAAUUCGAACAAUCCAUAAAGAAAUCCCAACACUCUAAUGAACAAAACGAUCAGCUCAUUCUCAAGCAAGAUCAAUUAAAUAAACAAGAACAACAAAUUCAACAACAACAACAAGAAUUAAAACAACAGCAAGAACAAAUUAAACAAUUCCAUGACCAAUUAAUUAAAGAGCACCAAGAGUUAAAGGAACAACAGGAUCAAUUGAAAAAACAACAAGAUCAAUUAAGAAAUGAACAACAAGCAAAAGAGCAACAAUUAAAAGAACAAGAACAAUUAUUAAAAGAUCAAGAGCAACAAUUAUUAAAAAAACAACAACAACCAAUUCAACAAGAUCCUCAAACCAAUAAAGUUGCCAAACCCGCUAUCAGUGCUAAUCAAACAAAUUUGGUCAAGGUUACAAGUACCACAACUGCUAAACAACCCGCUUCAAUUAAAUCAGUAGCUAGUAUUACCUCAACUGCCACUGUAUCGGCAACAACAAGCAAAUUGAUUUCAAAUGGUAUUGCUAAACCAACUCCAUUAGCAACUGCCAAAGUAUCUAAUGCUGCUAGUCUACUUAACAAAGGAAAGAAAAUCAAAGAAGAAAAUAACAAAGAGUAUUUAGCAAUGAUUCAAGAAUUGGAUAGUAAAGCAACUACCACCACAACCACCACUAAAAAAGCAGUUGAAAAUGAAAUCAAAAGUUUUAACAGUAAAAAACUUGAAAGUUUAAAACAAUUAGCCUCAGGUGGUCUUGAUGAUCCAAUCAAUGGUGCUUUAGAUGAAAAUAAGUUUUUAGAAGAAACAAACAAAUCAUUAGAAAAUACUUUUGAUAUAAUGUCAAAUACAUUAAAGAGAAAGAAUACUGAUGAAAAUUUAGUAUCAAACAAUAAAGCAACCGCCACGACCUCCAUUGGUAUUAAAAAGAGACUAAGUGAUGAUAAAACAACUGUUAUUACAUCUAAACCAUCAAAUGAUCUUAAUUCUGUAGCCACAAGUGCUCCAACAAAAUCAAAAAUGCAAACCACUACAAUUUCAUCCACAACAAGUGCUCCACAAACCAUUUUAGCAAACAAGUUAAAGAAACAACAAGAGCUUGAAAAACAAAAACAAGAGGAAGAAGAAAAAUUCAGAAAGAAACAAGAAGAAUUACAAAAGAGAGAAAUUGAAAAAGAACAAGAGAGAUUAGAAAAGAAGAAAAAGAACGAAGAAAAGAGAAAGAGGGUCGAAGAAAACUUACAACUUCAAAGAGCUGAAGAAGAGAAAAAGAAGAAGGAAGCUGAAGAAAAAGAGUUAUUAAGAAAGCAAAAAGAAGAGCAGGAUAGAAAGAAGAGAGAAGAGGAAAUAGAGGCCAAGAAAAAGAUUCAAGAAAGAUUUAGAGAAAAGGAAGAGCAAGAAAGAAGAAGAGAGGAAUUGAAAAAGCAACAAGAAGAACUUCGUAAAAAACAAUUACAAUUACAAUUAAAACAACAACAACAACAACAACAACAACAAGAAGAAAAUAAAAAGAAAACUAAUGUACAAACAAUUUUACCAACUCCACAAACACCAAAUAGAAAUAAUACCUUGGCUCAAACACAACAAGAGGAUACUGCCAAUGCCACUAAAGCCAAAUCAGCCCUAUCAAAUAUUCUAAGUAUGGUAUUUGGUACCACAAAAUCACCACACUUCAAACCAUCAACUGCUCUCUCAGAUAGUGAAGAUGAAGAUUAUUCAGAUAGUGACGAUAGUUCACAAUACCAAAGUGGUGAAGAAGAAGCAGAGGAAGAAGAAGGUGAAAUUAAAACCAGUAAUAGCAACAAUACAAGUGGUGAAGAAGUUGAAGAAGAGUUUGAACUAGACAGCGAGGAGGAAGAAGAAGAAGAUCAACAAAGAAAAAAAAUAGAAAAAGAAAAAUCAAUUAUUUAUGAUAGUGACAAUAUGAAUAAAUCGCUAUUCCGUACUCCACUUCCAAAAUCAGCCGUUAAUAGCUAUUCAAGUAGCCCAGUUAUUAAAGGCUUAUCGCCACCUUCAUCAGUUAGUGACUAUAGUCCUUCAUCAGAAAGCAAUAAGAGCGAUUUAUCACCAAUGGGUCCUAGAACACCAGCCAAUAAACUAAAUCAAAAUAGUUUUAAUUCAUUCCAUGGUCUUUCACCUGCUCAAAUUAUAGAGGCUCCAUUGCAAUGUAUCAAUAAUUCAAAAGAAAGUAAAUUCUCGCCACUUUUAACAGUAAGAACCACACCAUCACCAUUAAAGAGUUCACCAAUUAAAUUUAAUGUAUCAUCAGCUUCAUCUUUAUCGUCACAAUCAUUCGAUUCAGAUGAAGAUAGCGAAGAUAUUAAUCUCAUUCUUAAUAAUGGAAAAAAUAAUAAUCAAAACCAUAUAACUCCAAUCAAAAAUCAGCAACAACUUCAAAAACAACAAGAUGAAUUUGAAAAACAAUAUCCAAUUCUAACAUCACCACAAGGAAAUGAUAGUCAAGAUAACUACUACUUUGAAGAGGAUGAUAUCGAUUAUGAAACUGACAAGAGAGUACCAGACUGGGCAAAGAACAACAACUUGGAUUAUAGCUUAAAACAACAAAGAUUCAACGACCCAGAUAUAAUAUUUGCUCAAAUUGGUCCAAUUUAUUUAUAUGAAAUUUUCCCAAAACAAGAAAUUAAUGGUAAACUUAAAGAUUUUACUAAAGUUAAAAGAAAUUUAUCAUCGGAGUGGUCUCAUGAUAGAAAUACAGAAAAAGAAAAUAUUAAAUAUAGAAAAAACAUGGGUUUUAUUUAUCCCUCAAACAAAUAA
This is a messenger RNA of Dictyostelium purpureum, 3822 nucleotides long. RefSeq lists its product as uncharacterized. The coding region runs from base 1 to 3822 and encodes 1273 amino acids. NCBI's taxonomy places the organism in Eukaryota, Evosea, Eumycetozoa, Dictyosteliales, Dictyosteliaceae. The transcript is spliced from 3 exons. The record is from RefSeq and is a predicted model, not a curated record.